Messenger RNA from Caenorhabditis elegans, 389 nucleotides. It is a transcript of the gene natc-3, whose product is annotated as Sm domain-containing protein. The record is from RefSeq and is marked reviewed. Bases 6 to 317 code for a protein of 103 amino acids. Gene Ontology annotation, molecular function: RNA binding. The transcript has 2 exons. Lineage: Eukaryota; Metazoa; Nematoda; Chromadorea; Rhabditida; Rhabditidae. Gene Ontology annotation, cellular component: cytoplasm; NatC complex.
CUAGCAUGUGCGACGAUCAAAGUACCGAUUUGAUUCAGUUGAAGGGACACGAGAACGCGAAAAAGUCGGAAGCCCAUCUGAAAGUGCUGGAAUACAUUGGCAAACGCUAUGAAAUUCGAAUGACCGACGGGCGGUACAUACGUGGCACGAUGAUCGCCACUGACAAGGACGCUAAUAUGGUUUUCAACAAGGCAGACGAGCGAUGGGACAAAGAUCCACAAUUGAAAGGAGUCCGAUUUCUAGGGCAAGCGAUGAUCUCGAAAAAGCACGUGGAAUCGAUGCACGCGUUGCCGGACCCUAAAGAAACUGAAAUUUGAUCCAGUUUUCUUAUUUUCUCUAAUUUAUCCCAUCCUUUUCUUGUCAAGAUUAAUAUAAAUUAAUUUUUAUCG